Messenger RNA from Melanotaenia boesemani (Boeseman's rainbowfish), 1334 nucleotides. RefSeq names its product small nuclear ribonucleoprotein 40 (U5) (gene snrnp40). Gene Ontology annotation, molecular function: RNA binding; protein binding. The record is from RefSeq and is a predicted model, not a curated record. Gene Ontology annotation, cellular component: catalytic step 2 spliceosome. The coding region runs from base 131 to 1174 and encodes 347 amino acids. Lineage: Eukaryota; Metazoa; Chordata; Actinopteri; Atheriniformes; Melanotaeniidae. The transcript has 10 exons.
GAAGUAGUUCGUUCUGUAUUCUUCGUUGGUGCUACUACUCUCGACGUUCCUCAUGAAAGACGUCCAUUCAUUUUGUAAAGUGAAACAUUAAAGUCCGACACAUUUGCUGCCUUUUGCCGACUGAUCCAGUAUGAUUGAACCUAAGAAGAGAGUUGGAGACAUGGCGGUGGUUCCUUCGGCUGUAAAGCGGCCCCGUACGGAGCUGGUGGCGGCUGCACAGUCUCAACAACUCGUGGCUACGGGCCCUCCAAGGACCUCCAGUCUGCAGGCUCCCAUCAUGUUGAUGUCUGGCCAUGAGGGUGAGGUCUACUGCUGCAAGUUUCACCCCAAUGGAGCCACGCUGGCCUCCUCAGGAUUCGACAGACUUAUAUUGAUGUGGAACGUGUAUGGAGAGUGUGAGAAUUAUGCCACUCUGAAAGGUCACAGUGGAGCAGUGAUGGAGCUACAUUACAACACAGAUGGCAGCAUGUUGUUCUCGGCAAGCACAGACAAAACUGUAGGUGUGUGGGACAGUGAAACAGGGGAGAGGGUCAAGCGUCUGAAGGGUCACACCUCCUUUGUUAACACUUGCUAUCCAGCUCGACGAGGACCACAGCUGGUCUGCACUGGCAGUGAUGAUGGGACGGUCAAGCUGUGGGAUAUCCGCAAGAAAGGGGCCAUCCACACUUUCCAGAACACCUACCAGGUUCUGGCUGUGACCUUCAAUGACACCAGUGAUCAGAUCCUGUCUGGAGGCAUUGACAAUGACAUCAAGGUGUGGGACCUGAGGCAGAAUAAGCUCAUCUACAACAUGCACGGUCACGGUGACUCAGUUACAGGCCUGAGUCUGAGCUCUGAGGGAUCGUACCUUCUGUCCAACUCUAUGGACAACACGGUACGCAUUUGGGAUGUGCGACCAUUUGCACCCAAGGAGAGAUGCGUCAAGAUAUUCCAGGGCAAUGUUCACAACUUUGAAAAGAACUUGCUGAGGUGCUCCUGGUCUACUGACGGCAGUAAGAUAGCUGCAGGCUCAGCUGACAGAUUUGUGUAUAUUUGGGACACCACAUCACGUAGAAUCCUGUACAAGCUGCCGGGUCACGCCGGCUCUGUUAAUGAAGUGGUCUUCCACCCAGAGGAGCCCGUUGUGCUGUCUGGCGCCAGUGAUAAACGCCUGUACAUGGGAGAAAUCCAGUAGGAUGUGUGUGUGUGUACAUUUAAUUGUAUGUGAGUAAUGUGUGUGCUGCAUUUGGGAAGUUCAGCUCAGGAUGAAGUUUAUUAUGAACAGCCACAAGAGCCUCCGCAGUGUUUUUUUUACUCUGAUUUCUUUCUAAUAAACUUCUUCAUUGCGUAAAAAC